AUGUGUUUGAAUUGUAUCAAAUCUCAAGUUGAUAUCACUGAUGGAAUUACAAAAAGUGAGACCAUCUUCUUUUGCAGAGAAUGCGAGCGUUACCUUCAACCACCAAAAUAUUGGAUAAAAUGUGAUUUGGAAAGCAAAGAGUUGUUAACUUUAUGCUUGAAACGCAUCCACGGUUUAAAUAGAGUCAAAUUAAUCGACGCUAAAUUUUUGUGGACCGAACCUCACAGCAAGCGUUUGAAAGUUAAAGUUACAAUUCAAAAAGAAGUAUUAGGAAAUGGAACCGUUCUUCAACAAUCGUUCGUCGUGGAAUUUAUUGUUAGAAAUCAACAAUGUGAAGUGUGUCAAAAAUCCCAUACUCUUUAUACUUGGAAUGCUGUCGUUCAAGUAAGACAAAAACUUGAUCACAAAAGAACGUUCCUCUUCUUAGAACAACUGAUUUUAAAGCAUAACGUUCAUGAGAAGGCUAUCAACAUUAAGGAAGAAGCUGAUGGUUUGGACUUUUUCUUCUCUGAGAAAUCCCAUGCCAAAAAGCUCGUUGACUUUUUACAGAGCGUUUCUCCAAUCAAAUUGAAAACUGGAGAACGUUUGGUGACUCAUGAUGCCAAAUCCAACACAUUCAAUUUUAAAUAUUCAUUUUCGUUGGAAAUUGCACCAAUUUGCAGAGAGGAUUUGAUUUGUUUACCAAAGAGAUUGAGUACAUCCAUGGGUGGUAUUGGACCUUUAGUAUUAUGCACAAAGGUGAAUAAGAAUUUAUUCUUUAUUGAUCCAACUACUUUACAAACAAGCGAAUUGGAUGGAUCUUUGUAUUGGAGACAACCAUUCACAUCGACACUAACAAGCAGACAACUCUCAGAAUUCACUGUUAUUGAUGUAGAAUUGUUGGACUAUUCAUAUUUCGCAAAAAAUAACAAUAACAAUAUGCCAGCAGCUAAUGGAAAGUAUGUCCUUUGUGAAGUUCAAAUUGUGAGAAGUGAUGAAAUGAACAUGGAUCCAAUAUUCGUUAAAUCUCAUUUGGGCAACUUGCUACAUCCAGGUGAUACUGUGUUGUGUUAUGAUUUGAGAAAAGCACAAUAUGACGAAGGAGUGUUAUCCGAGUACAAGAACUCACAAACUGAAAAACUUCCAGAAGCUAUUAUUGUGAAGAAAGUUUACAAGAAGAGAAGAGAUAGAAAUUGGGAGCUCAAGACUUUGGCCUCAGAAAAGAACUUUAACAAUCCAAAUGUUAAAGAUGAAGGACCACAAGGAGAUGAUGUUGUCAUGAAGAAGAAGUCAGCCAAUAAGAAGGCUGAGAAAUUGUCAGGAAAUGAGAAACUCGAUCAGAAGAGAAAAGAAAAGGAUGUUGAAGAAUUUUAUCAAGAAUUGGAAGAAGAUAAAGAAAUGAGAUCCAAAAUUAAUAUUUUCAAAUCAAAGAAGAAGCAAACAAGUACAACCAAUGCUGUCCCUAGUUCUACACUCAAUCAAGAUGAGAAUGAUGAAAGCAGUGAUAGUGAAGAUGAAUUUGCUCCAGGAAUUGCUGACGAGGAACUUUUAGAUGAAGAAGAGUAUAACAAGAUGAGAGCAGCCAACAAAUUAGAAGAAGAGGAUGAUCAAGAUGAUAUCAACAACAACAAUAGCACUACUGAUGAAACACUUUCUGAAUCCUCCAAUGCUAAACAUGAAGAGGUGAAAAUUAUUCAACAGUAA
Molecule: messenger RNA, 1683 nt
Organism: Naegleria lovaniensis
Lineage: Eukaryota; Heterolobosea; Eutetramitea; Acrasida; Naegleriidae
Exons: 1
Coding region: 1-1683 (560 amino acids)
Biological process (GO): ribosomal large subunit export from nucleus
Cellular component (GO): cytoplasm; nucleus
Molecular function (GO): ribosomal large subunit binding
Source: RefSeq, a predicted model, not a curated record